UAACUGAAAUUCAUGCAGCAGUAGUUUUACUAUAUCAGUGUAUAUAACCGUGGCAAAAUGAAGCUCUCAAUUUUCUUCUUUUCAAUGUUAUUUUCAUUUGGAUACCAGGAUUCUAUACCAGAUACAAUCAAUGAGUACAUAGAAAAUCUAAGGAAUAACAUUUCAGAACCGAUUACAAUAGAAACACUAAAUCCUGAUCUAUCAGACAAUGACUAUGUUUCGGGAUACCUUAAUAUAAGUAACGUGAAUAUGCAGGGUCUUAAGAAUUUCGAUUUGAAUAUAACUUAUGCCGCUAAUAUUAUACCAACUCAGUUUGUCUUAACAAUCAAUGAUUUCAAAUUGGAUUUGGAUUAUGUGACAGACGUUAUUUUGCUAAACGUAUCUCUACUUCACAUUUAUGGAAACGGGAAAAUAAGCGUGGAACUAACAAAUCUUACAAUUGGAGGAGACUUGACGAUUUCAUUGGUGCCAGUAAAUGUGACUAUAACAGGAAUGCAAAUGCAUCUUGACGAUGCAAAGUUCAGAGUUGAAGGAAUGUUAAACGACGACACCUGGAGCAAUAGAUUUAGUGAGUUACUAUGCAAAAACGUCGCCAACAUUUUCAAUGUCCAAGAACACGGAUUGUCAAUUUUGGUAGAAGAUGCUUUGAACAAGGUUAUAGCUGAUAUAAUAUCUAGUAAUACUACAUUGUCGGGACCAGACGGUGACAGUGAG
This is a messenger RNA of Anoplophora glabripennis (Asian longhorned beetle), 714 nucleotides long. RefSeq lists its product as uncharacterized. Lineage: Eukaryota; Metazoa; Arthropoda; Insecta; Coleoptera; Cerambycidae. The annotation marks the transcript as partial. The record is from RefSeq and is a predicted model, not a curated record. The transcript has 5 exons.